UCUGCCCCAUUUAUUCUCCCAGAAAGAGAAGUCAACAGUCGGAAGUAGUCGCCUGCGAAGCUCUAGAAGUCAGCCUUAGCCGGAAUCUAAUUACUACUGUUUUUCUCGGAGCUCCGAGGGGGGAGAAAAUGGAGGCCUGAAAAGGUAUAACCUUGGAGGCACACUACAAUGUGGAAGCUGACCAUUUUUCUAACCUUAGUGUGGGCUCUCAGCCUUCUCUAUGGCGAGAUGUUUGCUUUCUGGAUUCCCUCUCUGUGGACGUGCUCUUGGCCUCCUCCUCCUUCAUCUAUGGACAAAGUAGAUAAUCCUGGUGAUUAUGUAAAAAUUGCAGUCCUUACCGAUCCUCAGCUUAUGGAUAAAACCUCCCUCAAUCUUGCUCCAAAAUCCCUGGCUCUAGAGAUGGCUCAAUUCUACACAGAUUUGUUUAUGCGCAGGGCAUUCCUAUCAUCUGUUUUACCCUUCAGACCAGACAUCAUUUUGUUCCUGGGUGAUUAUUUUGAUGGUGGACCUUUCCUGUCUGAUGAAGAAUGGCAGGAAUCCUGGAGCCGAUUCAAGCAUAUUUUUAACCUGGAUAUGGUUCAGCAAACUAAAAAUAUAAAACUGUUCUACCUCUCAGGAAACCAUGAUAUUGGCUACUCAGCUUUCCACCCCCAAAUGCCAGAGGUUAUCAGCCGUUAUGAGAAAGUAUUUGGUGUGAGGAACUACCACUUUAAAGUUGGAAAAGUGAACUUUAUUGCUGUUGAUGCACAAACAUUGGACGGGCAUCCCCAAGGAAACGAGAGUGCUGCCACAUGGAAAUUUAUUGAAGAUGUCUCCAAGAAUAUUACUUCAAGUCCCAGUGUUCUAUUGACUCAUAUCCCACUGUAUAGACCAGAUGAUACUUCAUGUGGUCCUCAUCGUUCAUCAUCAAUUAUUAAUCAGAGGAUUAACCGUGCUGAGCAUGAUGAAGAGAUAGUGUACCAAAACUAUGUAACUGAAGAACAGACAAAUUACUUACUGGAGUUGAUCAAACCUGCAUUGAUCCUUUCUGGGCAUGAUCAUGAUCAAUGUACAGUGGUUCACACAACGAAGUAUGGUGCUGUAAAAGAGCAUACUCUAGGGACCAUAAGCUGGCAGCAGGGAAAUUUGUUUCCCUCUUUUAUGUUGUUAUCUGUUAGUAACCUUACCUCGUCAGAUGGAUCUAAACCAGCAGAUGCAAUCUCCACUACACUCUGCUUUCUUCCUGUUCAAACGUUCAUUUAUAUAUGGUAUCUUCUGCUGUUGAUCAUGACUGUUCUUAUUGUCCUCUUCUGGCCAACAUAUGGGUUGCCUUUCUUGCACCACCUUAGUGAAUACACGAGAAGUCUAAUUAGUUUGAGCAUGUUUGGGGGUGGGGUUAAGGAGAAAAAUGAUGAUGAAAUAUGUGAGUAUGAGGAGGUUUGGGAUGCUGAAGGGACAAUGCACCUCAUAAGGAAAACCUCUAAGGCUCGUCCUACAUACUCUAGUGAGUCUUCCUCGGAAAGAGGUAAUGCUGUCAUGCGUUCAGCUGCCAGAAAACAAAAUGUAGAGAUAGAUAUCACAAUGCCUGCAGAUGCGGUGAAAUUACCAUCUCGGGCAAACAAAUCAAAGAUGAAGUUGGUGAUCAGGCAACUAUUGAGGGUAUUUCGUACAAUCUUUAUAAUUGCUGCCUUUAAUGUCCCGCUAUACAUGAUGCUGCUGUUCAAAGACUGGAUCGACAAAUGACACACGAGAAAGAUGGUGCAGUUAAUAUCAGGUGAGGCAAGUUUGAGCAUAGCUUUGGUGAAUGUCACCUGUUAAUGUUGUAAUAGUCAUGACUGGUAAUUGUUUGUGACAGUCCAACCAAAAAUGAAAGUGAAAGGUGUAAGAGGGGAAACAAAGAAUCUUUAUUGAGGAAGACAUCAUUAUUGAGUGAAACUGAUGCGGUAUAUUUGGCUACAACUGACACACCAGAUUGGGUUUUCCGAUUAAAUGAUAA
This is a messenger RNA of Ipomoea nil (Japanese morning glory), 1975 nucleotides long. RefSeq lists its product as uncharacterized. Lineage: Eukaryota; Viridiplantae; Streptophyta; Magnoliopsida; Solanales; Convolvulaceae. Gene Ontology annotation, molecular function: hydrolase activity. Gene Ontology annotation, cellular component: endoplasmic reticulum. Gene Ontology annotation, biological process: GPI anchor biosynthetic process. The record is from RefSeq and is a predicted model, not a curated record. The coding region runs from base 169 to 1722 and encodes 517 amino acids. The transcript has 13 exons.